CCGCCCACGAGGCUCCAUCGACAACCAUCACCGUCCUCUACGCCUGAUUAGGAUCCACUAGGGUGAGGCAAAUUGGAGCAAGGGCAAAAAGAAAUCCCGCGCGCAAUGAAGGGGGAUUCGUCGGACGGCGGCGGCGAUUCGCGCCAAAGCCCGAGCCCAGCCUCGACCUCCAAGGCCAAGUCAUGCAAAGGAUACCUCUACUACUCCUCGGUCCUCAGAUCCGAGGCCCGCAACCCGCUUUGCGUUGGAAUCACCAGGACCCUGCCACAAGUACCUAACUACACUGUAAAGGAAUCUGAGAUUGAAGCUACUAAAGAAGGUCAUAGCCUGUCAGAUUUCAAAUAUGCUUGUGUUGGUUACUCAGUUUUCUUGAGUAACAAAGAUAGUUCCAUGGAGAAGGGAGAGAAGCAAGCUGAGUUGCCAUUUUGUGCUGGCCUUGAGAUAUUAAUGGAUAGAAGGACAUCAACUGCUGAUCAGGUGCCUGCUCAUGUUCACAACAAGGAAGAUGCUUCUGUUCAUUCUCAACCACGAGGUUACAGGCUGCCGCAGUCAUCAGGGCAGGAUUUCUUCAGCAAGUUUGCCAGGAAUGCUGGGUUGGUGGCCUCAGCUGUGGCCAGGAACCUUGCCAGAGUGGCCAACCAGAUUAAAGAUAACUUGGAUGACAUAGUGUAUGACCGCAGGCGUCCCAAGUAGAAACGUAACCCCAAAUGUGCUAUCAUGGUUGGAAGUAUGCAAGAUAAUUGCCCUGUGCCCUUCAGUAUGGAGAUGUCCUUGAUUAGUUUUAAGUUUUUAAAAAAUAUUCUCAAAUUCAAGUGUGCUGUUUUACCCUUGACCGCCACUCAUAAUAUAUAUUUUGAAGCAUUGAAAGCUUGUUUACAAGUUAAUGUCUAGGAAUAAAUUUAUAGAGCUAGCAUGUAAGAUUUGACUAAAAUGCAGAGUAGGACAAAAAUGCAGGGUAAAGUUCAGAGACAUCAAAA
Messenger RNA from Elaeis guineensis (African oil palm), 977 nucleotides. RefSeq lists its product as uncharacterized. NCBI's taxonomy places the organism in Eukaryota, Viridiplantae, Streptophyta, Magnoliopsida, Arecales, Arecaceae. The record is from RefSeq and is a predicted model, not a curated record.